This is a messenger RNA of Miscanthus lutarioriparius, 1464 nucleotides long. Lineage: Eukaryota; Viridiplantae; Streptophyta; Magnoliopsida; Poales; Poaceae. The record is from the annotation of a GenBank genome assembly.
AUGUCUGAGUUUCUGGACCUUGAGACCCAGGAUGGGAUAAGAAUGACAUGGAAUGUUAUACCAGGCACAAAGCAGGAUGCUACUAACUGUGUGGUUCCUGUUUCUGCCAUUUAUACUCCUCUAAAGCCAAAUCCUUCCAUUCCUGUUCUUCCUUAUGCCCCUCUCCGUUGUCGCAUGUGCCGUUCGAUUCUCAACCCUUUCUCAGUUGUUGAUUUUGUUGCAAAGAUUUGGGUCUGUCCGUUCUGCUUUCAGCGCAACCAUUUCCCACAACAUUACAACUCUAUUUCAGAAAACAACCUCCCUGCUGAGCUGAUUCCUCAAUAUACCACCGUUGAGUACAAAUCCACUUCUGAAACGGGUCCUGUGGCUCCUCCAGUCUUCCUCUUUGUUGUUGAUACAUGUAUGAUUGAGGAGGAGAUUGGCUAUUUGAAGUCUGCUUUAGCACAAGCAAUUGAACUAUUGCCAGAUCCAUCCCUUGUUGGAUUUAUUACUUUCGGGACAUAUGUUCAGGUGCAUGAAUUGGGUUUUGGCUUGUUGCCAAAGUCAUAUGUGUUCAAAGGGACAAAAGAAGUUACAAAGGAGCAAAUUCUGGACCAAAUGAGUUUCUUUGCUGGGAAAACUAAACCCACAACAGGUGUGAUCGCAGGCGCAAGGAAUGGCCUCUCAGCAGAGAGUAUUGCUAGGUUCCUGUUGCCUGCUUCUGAGUGCGAGUUUGUGUUGAAUUCAGUAAUUGAAGAACUGCAAAAGGACCUUUGGCCUGUUCCAGCUGAUAAAGGUUCAUCAAGGUAUACUGGAGUUGCAUUAAGUGUUGCUGCUAGUCUCUUGGGGGUUUGUGUUCCUGGAUCAGGUGCUAGAAUUAUGGCAUUUGUAGGUGGUCCAUCUACAGAGGGACCUGGUUCUAUCGUAUCCAAGUCCCUAUCAGAACCAAUUCGCUCGCACAAAGACCUCGAUAAAGGUUCAACUCCACUUUAUAACAAAGCUGUUAAAUUCUACGAGGAUAUCUCUAAGCAGCUUGUGAAUCAAGGCCAUGUACUUGAUUUAUUUGCUUGUGCGCUUGACCAGGUUGGUGUUGCUGAGAUGAAGGUUGCUGUGGAGAGAACUGGUGGAAUAGUUGUGCUUGCAGAAAGUUUUGGUCAUUCUGUUUUUAAAGACUCACUUCGACGCUUCUUUCAGUCAAGUGACAAUGAUCUUGAUUUAUCAUUCAAUGGUAUCUUUGAGAUUAACUGCUCAAAGGAUGUCAAAAUCCAAGGAAUUAUUGGACCUUGUACUUCCCUGGAGAAGAAAAGUCCUCUAUCCUCAGAUACAGUUGUAGGUCAGGGAAACACUAACGCAUGGAAGAUGUGUGGUCUAGACAGGAAAACACCACUCUGUUUAGUAUUUGAUAUUGCAAAGAAGGAUGGACCAGAUUCGGUUGGUGUUGGUCAAUCAGCAAGCAAUCAGUUGUACUUCCAAUUCUUAACCUAG